UCGCAGCGAGGACAAUCAGCUAUCUCCGUCAAAAUGAUGAUCAAAAUCUUCACCGUCGUCGGCGCUCUGCUCGUGGCCGCCUGCAACGCGGGAGUGGUGCCGGCCGCGAUUCCGGCAGCGGUGCCAGCGGCUCUGACAGUUGGGACUUACGCCAGCAGUUACAACGCACACGCGAUCAACCACGCAAUAGCCUCCCCUUAUCUGGCGGCCGCCCCGUUGACAUAUUCCGCGUACUCCGCACUUCCGGCCGCGUACUCCGCACUUUCGGCCGCGUACUCCGCACUUCCGGCCGCAUACUCCGCACUUCCGGCCGCGUAUUCCGCCCCGAUCAUCGCCGGAAGACGCUGAAGAGACUCGUCUGAGGAUAACAACCUGACCGAACCAUGACACCUCGAGAGAUCGUCCGAUCUGUCAAAUAUUGCUACAACAUUGAUUUUUCUCUUCUCGUCGUUGAUUCUUUUUUACAUUGUAUAUGUAAAAAUAAGUCACAGUGAUAAUACAAUACUUUUGAUUCGAUA
Nylanderia fulva is the source of this 518-nucleotide messenger RNA. RefSeq lists its product as uncharacterized. NCBI's taxonomy places the organism in Eukaryota, Metazoa, Arthropoda, Insecta, Hymenoptera, Formicidae. The record is from RefSeq and is a predicted model, not a curated record.